This is a messenger RNA of Iphiclides podalirius (scarce swallowtail), 414 nucleotides long. Lineage: Eukaryota; Metazoa; Arthropoda; Insecta; Lepidoptera; Papilionidae. The record is from the annotation of a GenBank genome assembly.
AUGCUUCAGGUACAGGCGUUAAAUAAAAGCGGUCCACGAGUGUUUUCCGGGCCCGUGGAGAAAGUGCUCAAAUGGCACAAGUCCUUGCAGGAAGUCGGCGUUUUGAUACUUUACGAAAUUGUUGCCAAGUGUGUGAGUGUGAGACCGGGCGAUCCUUGCGCCAAGAUCCUGGUCGUUAGGGACGAAAACGGCCCCGCCAUGCAAGUAGUUUACUACGAAAUUGAUUUCUUGUUGCCGGAGCUGAAAUUGCCUUGUACUGUUAGAGUUAUAGGGCGAAUGUUGUACGGUACGUGUCGUUUGCAAGCAUUCCACGUGCGUCCGGCGACGGGUGAUGACGUCUCGACGCUGCCACGACGCGCCGCCGUCGCUCAGCAUCACGUGACUAAGCUGUUUAAGGAAUAUACCAAUGGGAAU